UGUCUAAAUAUAGACACAGUCACACGGGUAUUAAUUGCAUUGUGUGUAUCUCAUCAUAGACAGGAAACGGGAUGUGAUUUAAAUGUUUUAGUGUAUAAUUGUAUAAUUUUAUGAUAUCAGUUGAUGAGGAUAUUUUCAUUAAUGCCACUGUGUGUAAGAAGACAAAACAGACUCAACAUGGAACAGACUCAACAUGGUGUCUGUGGGUAGCUGUUAUUCUUUUUCUAAUCCGGAUUACCUUAGAAAUAUGAAUAAAGAGAAUGUUUCAUGAUUGACAAGGAGGUAGUCCCGCCUUUUCUAUCGUGAGGAGUUCAGCAUGCUCUAGGUUGUUGACCAAUCAGAUGCCGUUAUGCAGUGCUUAAGUUAACGAUGUAUCCAGCCACGCCGCGCGAGAGCAUUUUCAUGUCUCCGCCCCUCCCAUUAGACCACUGAAACAGAUUUGAGUAGCAAGAACAUAAUUCAAUGCUCGACUUUGCGUUAGUCGAUUUUCCAAUGCCGGUUUCAUUGGAAAAUCACUCACUGUUUGAUCAAAUUUGUAAGUAAAUAUUUAUAAAAUACGGCCUAAUCUUCUUUUUCAAAGUAAAAGGAAACGCGACAGACGAAAUUAUUUUUUAAGCGCACGGAAAGAGAACGAUCUUCAGAAUUAAGAGGAAACAUCUUGUGAAGACUUUAAUAAGUUGGACAGAGCUUGAAAAAACUAACCUAGCACUAAGAUGGUAGAGACGUAUUCCCUCGCUGACGAAUUUGACUGGUGAUUCAAUAUUGCACGCAACAUCAUCAAUUUAUGGUGGGAAGGAAACUUCAGAUUUGGGACUACGGAAUGGUAGAGAAGACAAAUAUGAUUUUGUCAGACCAUAAUGGGUUUUCGGACCCCCCUCCCUGCUCUGGGGAAAUGUCACAUUUCGAUCUUAACCAACAUCAGCACCACAUGCAGACUAUGCCGGUUUUGAAUAAAUUCGAGUCCCCAAGUUUUUGCGCUGGGUGUGGAUCCAGAAUUCUGGACCGAUAUUACUUAAUGGCGGUGGACAAACAGUGGCACGUGCAUUGCCUGAAAUGUUGCGAGUGUAAAAUUGGUCUGGAUUCCGAACUCACCUGCUUUGCACGAGAAGGAAAUAUUUACUGUAAAGAGGAUUAUUACAGAAGAUACGCUGUCAAGCGGUGCUCAAGAUGUCAUCAGGGAAUCACGGCGAAUGAACUUGUCAUGCGCGCAAAAGACUUAGUGUUUCACAUCAGUUGUUUUACGUGUGCAUCGUGCAAUAAGACCCUCACAACGGGUGAUCAGUUCGGGAUGCAGGACGAUUUAAUAUAUUGUAGAAAUGACUACGAAAUCAUUUUCCAAGGUGACUAUUUUUCACGAAUGCAUCCAGCAAUGCCGUGUCCCAAUGGCGGACAUCUUCCGUUUUACAAUGGAGUCGGAACAGCGGUACAAAAGGGGCGACCCAGAAAAAGGAAGAAUCACAUCAUUGAUCAUGAUGGCUGCCCGCCGGGCAUGGGUCUUGGACAUGGGGACGGUCCGGAUAGAGGGGGCGAUCUUAUGAGACAAGAUGGUGGAUACGGAUCACAGCCGCCCCCGCGACAAAAAAGAGUCCGGACAUCAUUCAAACAUCACCAGUUGCGUACCAUGAAAUCUUACUUCGCUCUUAACCAUAAUCCCGACGCCAAAGACCUGAAACAGCUCGCCCAAAAGACCGGGCUUUCCAAAAGAGUUUUACAGGUGUGGUUUCAAAAUGCGAGAGCGAAAUACAGAAGAAAUAUGUUAAAGAGUGACUCUGACAAACCGAACCAGGGGGGUAGCCAAUCAAAUGACCAGUCAUCCGUCAGCCAAGAUGAUGACAAAAUAAAAGACGACCAAUCAAUCUCCGAGUUGACGGAGCUUGAUGACAGCCAAUCGCCCGACGCCAUGUCGGACAUUAGCUCUACGCCAUCUUUAUCUGAUCUUCACAGCAAUCACAUGGAGUCGGACCACUCAAGCAGUAGUCUAUCAGACUUAUUUACUAAUUCAAUAAACUCGCUUAGCUGAGAGAUUUUCCGUGUCACUUGGUGUAUUGGUGUGAAGUAUAGACAAGUGCUCCUGUAUUGUUCUCUAAUGAAAUGUAUCUUUUAUUGUAAUUACACAACUUGGUCACGUGAUCAGAGGGGAAAAAUGAAGAUCCUGAUCCUUCUUGGAUAUCAAAUAGCAAUGGGAUGAAAAACAAACACUUGUCAUUGAAGUUUCUUUUUUUUUCUUUUUUGAAUACCGAUACGUCAAAAGAGGGUGAGAUUGAUAUCCUUGAGUGGAGGCUACUCAUUGACGAGAACUAAGAGAGGAACAAACUCUCAAGAUAUAUUCUCGCACCUGGAGACCAUAGAAAUAUCAUCGAUUCAAACGAAUAAUAUGUCUCUAAUCUGCACUGUAUAGAUAUAUUUUCUCAGGUGUCAAGUCUGGGGUGUUAACACGAAGUAAAUCAUAACGUACAGCCUUGUUUUCAGUAGAUAUAUUGCUGACGAUGUAGUGUCUUUAUUAUAAGCACAUGUUACGUGUUUCACGCGCCUGCGCAGCGACUAAUGUUGUCAGUCCGUUGUUUUUGUUACCAGGAAACUAUUGAUACUCAGACAUUGAUCUAUGUUUGUUGUUUUAAUGAGAUCAGAUUCCCAUGCAUGAAAUAUUUGCCUGCAGUCUUUGGAGAAAGGUCCAUCUCGUGCAAUAUCCUCUGCCACAUGGUGUAAGCAGCUUGAAAUUAUUAUAUAACACAUCCGAUAUAUAGAAAACGUAAAUGUGGUGCUGGAUUCCAUUCCAAUUAGCACCGUUAAUGUAUUUAACAGAAAAUCCGUUUCGUAUCAAUACCCACCUGUUCACAGAUUUGAUAAAGAUCAAAUAAAGUAAGUAAAAUAUUUUCGAACAUCAAAAAAUCUCCUUCUGAUGUGUGAAUGUCUUGGUUUAAUCUCAUCUUACACCCAGACAAGACGUUUCAACCUUUUCGCCAUGUUGAACACUUGCAAAAACAAAGUUCAUACGCAUGCCAUCCAUUUCGAACGCUUGUAGCAUGAACACAAAAUGCUAAUUGUUACAUUUGAAGCAGACGUCAGAAACGAAGGUGCCACGUGCGCUCCUCUUCACCUGCACCGGAAUCGAAUAUUGUCGGAACUACAGACAUAUCAUUAAACAUAAAAAAAAUAUUUUAAUCAAACUAAAAAUGAUAUCCUUUCUGUGUAAUUGCUGAAAAUGUCAGGUAUUUUGUUAUUGGUCGUUGUUUUCUUUCAAAUGGACUACAACGAAAAUAAUUGUUAUCAAUUUUGUCCGGAUGUUUGUUUUUUCAUUCAUAAAGUAAACAGAAUCGUACCUUACGCAACAUCGCCGAUGUGUACGCAAUAAUGCUGUUGUUCGGCUGUUAUUUGGUAUAAAUCAUUAUACGUUUAUAUGUAGAUACAAUUAAAGUGGUUAGCGAUUUACAGUACCUAUAUGUCAGCGGCGCCAUCGCGCUGAAGUGUUUCCGCACUUUUUCUCAUGUGAAUUUUUAAGAACCAUGUUCUUCAAGUUUGUCGUCUUGUUAUGAUAUUUCAAAAUUAUUUAACCAGGACAAACUCCAUUGUUUGAUUCUCAGUUUAAGUGCAAAUAUAUUUUUAUUUUGUAUUGUAAAAAUAAAAUGUAUUUAAAAGA
Messenger RNA from Ostrea edulis (European flat oyster), 3637 nucleotides. Its product is annotated as LIM/homeobox protein Lhx9-like. NCBI's taxonomy places the organism in Eukaryota, Metazoa, Mollusca, Bivalvia, Ostreida, Ostreidae. Gene Ontology annotation, biological process: regulation of transcription by RNA polymerase II; neuron differentiation. The record is from RefSeq and is a predicted model, not a curated record. The transcript has 7 exons. Bases 785 to 2020 code for a protein of 411 amino acids. Gene Ontology annotation, molecular function: DNA-binding transcription factor activity, RNA polymerase II-specific; RNA polymerase II transcription regulatory region sequence-specific DNA binding. Gene Ontology annotation, cellular component: nucleus.